Molecule: messenger RNA, 546 nt
Organism: Ambispora leptoticha
Lineage: Eukaryota; Fungi; Glomeromycota; Glomeromycetes; Archaeosporales; Ambisporaceae
Source: the annotation of a GenBank genome assembly
AUGUCUCUUCGUAAAAAAAUACCUUUUGAUCCUCCACUAGAUGACGUGACCAAUACUACUGGUCGAGACUCGAAAAAAUAUCGGACGGAGUCUAGUAGCGGCGAGACUUGGACUUGGGAUUAUCAAAGCAAAUACACUAAUUGGCGGAACUGGAUUCCGCGUAGAGAAAUUAUGUUCACUUUGGAGGAGUUAUCGAAAUAUGAUGGUUCCGAUCCUGAUCUUCCGAUCUAUCUUGCCAUAAACGGUGAAGUAUUUGAUGUGACUCAAGGAAGAGAUUAUUACGGAAAGGGAGGUUCAUACGGAUUUUUCUCGGGACGAGACGCGUCGCGAGCGUAUAUCACUGGAUGCUUUAGUUCACCGUCACAUUUGUCUCAUGAUUUACGUGGGUUGACACCAGAUCAAUUAAAGAGUUUAGAAGGUUGGGCUUCGUUCUAUCGCGAUCACCAUACCUACUUUAAAGUGGGAAGAGUAGCACUUCCACCAAUUGACCCCAAUUCGCCGAUUCCACCGCCUUGUAAUGAUCCUACGGAACAAAAAUCUUCAUGA